GGCACUAUACUGCAUCGGGUCAGCGGCUGGAUUCCCGCUUUCUGCUCAUCACCAGUUUGUGUUCGUCUCACUACAGUUUCUUCUCUUGUCUCUACCCUCUAAUUGUUCUUUAUUCAUGCUUCCCUCCAAGGCCUCCUUUCUGUUCAGCUACUGCAACAGUGGCUUUCCCUCAAAUUUGCACCAACUACUACGCUGAGUGAUCAUCUGCUUCGCUCAACCUCUGCUUUCCUCUUACUACCUCCUCACUUUGCGGCCAGCUAGUGUAGGCCUGAACUGGUCAUGGCUUACUCUCCUGCACCGGCAUCACCUGUGCCUGGCGGACCUGGUCCAAGUUUGGUAAAUAGCUUACACUCUAGAGGCCGAUCUGCAAGCCCACCGACCAGCGUGCCGAUCUCUAAACGAGACAAACGGCGCAGUGCGCUGCAAGAGCGCCUACAAGACCUCACGGCCUCCUUCAGCCAGAACCGGGAUACCCAGUUUCGUCAACAGCUCCAUGCCUUACAAUGCGAUAUGACCCUCAUCAAUAAUGCCGAUCCGUACUCGCCUGGUCCACUUCCAGACUCGGCGGAAGAGAUCGCGCAGUUAAUAGAGACUACUGUCGGCGGGGGAAAAUUCGCGAAAGAAAUGUCGAGUCUGGCUGGCAUGUGGUAUUCGCGCUUCGUGCAGGAGGUAAAUCACAUUAAAGCUGAGACUGAUGCAGAUUUGGCCAUGCUGGUGCAUCGUCAUAACAGUAACUUGGAACGGUUUCAAAAGGAAUACGCAUUUCGCGUUCAUUUUGCUGAGGAAGAAUACAGCCAUCUGUCCGCCACCCUGCGAGAGCGCCUUGUACAGACAAUUUCGGGCAAGAGAACUCGUUUGAUGCGCGAGAAGGAGCAGCUAGAUAUUGCAGAUACUAAUGCCCUGCUUCUGCACCCCAAUCAAUUCAGCAUCACCAAUCCUGCUAGCCCUGGCGGAAUUCACGGGAACCGCAAAACCCGACACACCCGCCACCGUGUCGAUCUGGACGAGCUAGGCAAUGGUAUUUUGGCGGAACACUUCAAUAAGAGAAAGAGGAAGGCUCCUGAGGAGGACGUUGGAUCUCCAGUCCGGGAAAGUGGCUACACCAAUCCGGCUGAACGUGCAAAGGCCCAGGUGGCGCAACAGCAGCAAGCCCCAUCCUAUUCCAUUCAAUCACUCUUCACAGAGAAGGAGCUAAGUGCUCAUGCUAACCAAGCCCAUGUUGCCACGGUUCACUUCUUUUCUACCUCCAAGCGUGCCGAUCAGCCGUCCGGUGCCGCAACGAACGGCAACAAUACCGAUGCGGAAGACGCGUCUGGGGCCGAUGGUACGGAAGACAAUGGCACUCCUGCAACCGAUAUGGCGCGGACUGCUAGCCAGAAUUUCCACGCUACCCGAUCUACCCGCGGGCAUGGUAGCCAUGCACUCAACCCACUCUCCGAGCUGUCGGAUAAACCGGCCGUUCGCCCUAACCUUCCCUACAAUAUCCUCGCCAAUUACCAUGCGCGACCCAGCAAUAAUGGCGCUCCUCCGCUGCCCCCCUUGAUGAACGAGGAAGUCGAUGAUGACUGGGCCAGAAUGGAUCGUCUCCACGCAAAACCAGCAGGAUACGUAGAUAAGGGAUUGGUCCAGCUGCUCGUGGAACCAGCCCCCGCCGAGAUAGACGGGGUUCCGCAGAACCCGCACCGAUUUAGCAUGUUGCAUCCUGACUUCCCGCCCGACAUGGGCAUACAUCUGCACCCGAUCGAAAACCAGAACCGGAUAGAUGCUCGGCCUUGCGACUCUUCCCUUAUUGGCGUUUAUAUGAUCAUGACUUAGAAAUUCACGGGUAGCGGGAGAAGCUAUAAUACCAUGAAGGGCGUUUGGAAAGGCCAUUGGAUGACUGGAGCGGGACGGAAAUUGCCCCUCAUUUUUCUUUUCUCGAUUGUGAAUUGGUAGGAGGAUCCCUUUCUUAUUUUCCUUCUCUCUUCACUUUCGUCAUUUUAAUUCCGGAGUCGAGUAUUACUGUUUGGGGCUAGUUUUGUUUUAUUAAGGGCUUUUGAGAUAGAUUUGACUUGUAUCUGGUUCAUGCCAGUCUUGACAAAUGUUGGAAAUAAAGGUAUGAGAUUUGCAGUAUGUACAUCAACAAGCUGUAAGAAUUCAGUUUGCUCAUAAUGCAAACCAUUGCGUUAUCAUUGACUGUCAUCACUUGAUUCUGAAGUAGUAUCACAUAAAUCUGUAUGUGAAAGAAUACACCUAAGUUCCCCUCUCAGUAUGCAAACUUCUAAAAACUACCUCCUAGCAAUACCCCAACGGCUACUUGACAUAACACAAUAUUUUCCUCUCAACCAUAACGCCAAAGGAAAAUACAUAACCAGAAAAGGAACUAGCCUGCACAAAAGUCACUACUAUUAAUUAUACCCCAACUGGAUCUACAUAUAUGAUUCAGUUACUUGAACUCUUAACAUAUCAAAACUCUCUCUCUCUCUUUCUCUCUCAAUUUCUAUUUCUGACCCCGGCCCAUAUUUUUGUUCGUUUGUUCCUUUCCUGUU
This is a messenger RNA of Aspergillus alliaceus, 2528 nucleotides long. Its product is annotated as Sds3 domain-containing protein. The transcript is spliced from 3 exons. Bases 280 to 1815 code for a protein of 511 amino acids. Gene Ontology annotation, molecular function: histone deacetylase binding. Gene Ontology annotation, cellular component: Sin3-type complex. Lineage: Eukaryota; Fungi; Ascomycota; Eurotiomycetes; Eurotiales; Aspergillaceae. The record is from RefSeq and is a predicted model, not a curated record. Gene Ontology annotation, biological process: negative regulation of transcription by RNA polymerase II.